CACCCGACGUAAGUACCUCACAAGGGGCGCUCGCUGUGUCGGCGCUCUCACCGACAUCGAGCUCGAAAAGCAGGGGCUGGUCUGGGGCUCAUGUGAGCGGCCUGCAAAACCCGACCAAGUAGCUGUGGGAUGACGACGUUGGUUCGAACCCAAAUCAGAAUCCGAGCGACCAAUUGGCCAGCCAGCCUGACCCUGAAACCUUGCCAGGCCACCCUGGUCUCGAGUCUCGCAGCGUGCGGCGGCAGGGAAGAAGCUCUCUCUGUGUCCAGGUUCGCGCCAUUGCUUGUCAUUAAUCUUCAACUGGCCAGCCAACACCGCGCCCGUUCCUGCGGCCCCUCGAAUAUUUUCCUUUUUUUUGCGGCAUUUCGUAACACAUACCAGCUUCAAUCCAUCCUGUCCUUCGUCAUCCGGGACUCGGCGGCUUCAUUUCAUCGCACCACUGUCGUUGGCAAUUGCUCCUCGAGGAAAUCGGCUUGGAGAAGAGGCUGGUCUGCCAAGGUCCCUGGUCACAUUGACUGCCCCGCCUUGGCUCCCGGGCACGAGCCCUCCCAACCACCAACGUCACAGUUCCCUUUCCCCCCCCCCCCCAAAACGGGCUGAACUUGCACUUUCCAGCAGCAGUCGCCGAUUUCUCGAGCCAAAACCGCGUUUCGACCUUCCCUUGGCUUUGAUACCGUACGCUUGCAACGCACUCGGCCAAACGCCCUUUUGCUGUUAUUUGCUGG
Parathielavia appendiculata is the source of this 725-nucleotide messenger RNA. RefSeq lists its product as uncharacterized. Lineage: Eukaryota; Fungi; Ascomycota; Sordariomycetes; Sordariales; Chaetomiaceae. The coding region runs from base 130 to 600 and encodes 156 amino acids. The transcript has a single exon. The record is from RefSeq and is a predicted model, not a curated record.